This is a messenger RNA of Protobothrops mucrosquamatus (brown spotted pit viper), 2892 nucleotides long. RefSeq names its product membrane bound O-acyltransferase domain containing 1 (gene MBOAT1). Gene Ontology annotation, molecular function: acyltransferase activity. Gene Ontology annotation, biological process: lipid modification. Bases 88 to 1572 code for a protein of 494 amino acids. Lineage: Eukaryota; Metazoa; Chordata; Lepidosauria; Squamata; Viperidae. The record is from RefSeq and is a predicted model, not a curated record. Gene Ontology annotation, cellular component: membrane. The transcript is spliced from 13 exons.
AGUUGUGUAUCUAUGUGAGUCUGCUCCAGCGUUGGGCUGGGUCCGGAGGAAGCGAGGAAGGCGGCUUUUGGCCGGCCGGAAUGCAGGAUGACCGAAGCAGGCAGAAUUCUCCUUAAGACCACGGGUUCCACUUUCUUGCACCCCGUUAGCGACCUUUUCGGCAUCCCCCUAGCACAGGUCAAUUUCGUUGCUUGUCAGCUUUGUGCUCUCUUGGCUGCAUUUUGGUUUCGCUUGUACUUAAAGCCUAGUCAAGCCAACUCUGGUGUUCGUCAUGCAUUUGCCACAAUUUUGGGAAUAUAUUUUGCCCUCUUCUGCUUUGGUUGGUACUCCAUCCAUAUUUUCACUUUAGUGAUGAUAAGUUAUUUCAUCAUGAACAUGGCCAGUAUUGCCAACAUUCAUAGGUAUUCUUUUUUGGUAGCUAUGGGAUACCUCACACUGUGCCAUAUUAGCCGAAUAUAUAUAUUCCAGUAUGGUAUUCUCACUACAGAUUUCUCAGGCCCAUUGAUGAUUGUAACACAAAAGAUCACAACUCUUGCAUUUCAGGUUCAUGAUGGAAUAGGUAAAAAAGCAGAAGAUCUAACUUUUGAACAGAAUCAGCUUGCUAUAAAGACAAGACCUUCCUUACUGGAGUACCUGAGCUAUCAGCUCAACUUCAUGAGUAUUAUUGCUGGCCCAUGCAGCAAUUUUAAGGAUUAUAUAGCUUUCAUUGAAGGGAGACACGUGCAGAUGAAGUUAUUAAAGGUCAGCUGGAAACAGAGGAGUAGUGAGAGAUUUCCUGAUCCUUCUCCAGUGGGAGCCAUUCAGCAGAAACUUGGUAUCACACUUGUGUCUCUGGUGGUGUUCUUGACGCUUACCAAGACCUUCCCAGCAACUUACAUUGUUGAUGAUCAAUUUAUGAAUCAAUCUUCAUUUUUGACAAGACUUGGUUUUCUAUAUGUUGUCAUGCAGGCCUCAAAGCCAAAAUACUACUUUGCUUGGACACUGGCUGAUGCAAUUAAUAAUGCAGCUGGUUUUGGUUUCAAUGGUGUGGAUGAGAAAGGCAAUUAUCGCUGGGAUCUACUAUCUAAUUUGAAUAUCAGGAAUAUUGAGAUGGCAACAAGUUUUAAAAUGUACUUAGAAAACUGGAAUAUUCAAACAACUGCCUGGCUUAAACGUGUAUGUUAUGAUCGGACUUCUUGGUAUCCCACAGCCUUAACAUUUCUUCUCUCAGCUCUUUGGCAUGGUGUUUAUCCUGGAUAUUAUUUUACGUUUAUCACUGGCAUCUUUAUGACACUAGCAGCCAGAAGAGUUAGGAACAAUUGUCGACACGUCUUCAUCUCAUCCAAGCUGCUCAAGGUGGGCUAUGACAUGGUUACCUGGUUGGCAACUCAGUUGUCGGUUUGCUACACUGUGGCACCAUUUGUUCUUCUUGCUGUGGAGCCGACAAUUAAAUUAUACAAAUCACUGUAUUUCCAUAUGCAUAUUUUAUGUAUAUUGGUAUUGCUGGUGCUACCAAACAAAUCUCAAAAACCCAGCAGAGGGAAUCAGGCCAUUGAAAUGGAGGCACACAGCUGGAAUAAAAUCAAGAAAUAAAAGUAAGACUGGGGAAAAAAAAACCCCUUCCUCUCCAAGAUCCUGGAACAAAGGUUACAAAGAAGGCAUACCGUACCUUCAUUUUAAACUCUUUUUAAAGGACAUAACAGAACUGGACUUUUUAUCCAAAUGCAAGUCUUACUUGGUAAUGUUUACAUGCUUUAAGGACAAGAUUUAUAAUUUUUAUAAAUUAAAAAAAUCUAUUUUAAUGAAGGGUUUUACUGCAUUUAAAUAUUUAUACUUAUGUUUCAUUUAUUGAAAAUGUAUAUUAUUUGUUGUUCAGGUAGGCAUGUUGGCUCGCCUAACUUCAAAAUGUUUUCCUUUCUCCUGUUAUCCUUUCAAAUGGGUUAAGAUAGAAAAAAAAAUCUGGUAGUGUUAUUCCUGAGUAGGCUGUAAAAUUUCAUAAGUAGCUUACUCCUGGUAUAUCAAAAAGUCUUAGGGUUUAUGAUUUCUCUCCUCUUUGGCAAAAAGGAAUAUUUAUAUCUUAAAUAAAGCAUUUGGGAUUUAUUGAUCUAGAACAAUUGAAAAGUAUGUGCUGCUUGAUUGGAAAAUAAUGAUAAAGAACUGUGGAAUAUUGUCGGUCUGGUUUCCCUUUUAGGUAUAAAAUUAGAUAAAAUUGAAUUAUGUACGGUUCGUCUUCAUUCUAGGCUGAACAAUGAACGAGGUAUCAUGGGAACCAUCAUUCCAUUACAGUAUUUCCUAUGUGCAAGGAAAAUUUUCUUGGAAAUAACUCAGGGACAAUUUAUUUAGUUUGACUUGAACUGUACAAAAUAUGCAUAUUUCAAAUUGUCUGAUUUUAAAAAUGUUUUUUAAACAGUGGAAUUUACAAAACCAUUUUUGCAUUUUUCUAAAAGAAAUAAAUGCUAUGAGCACAAUAGGUUAAUAAGAAUUAAGCAACUCAAUUCUCAAAUAACGUUCAGCUUCUCUACGUGCCUAUCUGCUGUUUGUUGCAGAGUUGCACUGUUGAAAAAAAAAAACUUUCAGAUUAAGAAUGGAAACCAACAAAGCCAUGUAUUCAUAAGGAAGAAUAAAAACAAAUAAGUUCAAAUUUCUUUUAUAAAAUUAGAUUUUAAAAAAAUUAAUUAGCUGGUCUGUUCAAAAUCAACAUGAGCAAUUAAGGUAAACCUGGUUUAUAUGACUUCUACCUAAUGCAUUUCCCAGAACAUUCUGGGAAUUAAUGUUAUCAGUGUCUAUUUCUUUGUUUUUAUGAACUGUAUCAUGGCUGUAUACAUUCUGGACAAUAUCUCUGAGCGGAAUUCCAAAUUCUUAAUUAGUCAGAUUUAAAAAUGCAAGAAAUAUCAAUAAAAACAUUGAAAUGCA